Brettanomyces bruxellensis is the source of this 1095-nucleotide messenger RNA. RefSeq lists its product as uncharacterized. Lineage: Eukaryota; Fungi; Ascomycota; Pichiomycetes; Pichiales; Pichiaceae. Bases 1 to 1095 code for a protein of 364 amino acids. The record is from RefSeq and is a predicted model, not a curated record. The transcript has a single exon.
AUGGUGCUACACAAUGACAAAUGGAAGUACAAGGCUAGGCGAAAUUAUAUGAGAAAACAUGGACUUAAAACGCUGGAGAGAGAUAAGGAUAAAAGAAAGAAUAGAGACACAAAUGAAAAGGACGAACAAAACCAUGAAAUAGAAGAUAAGAAGUGCACUAAAACUUCGACCGGUACCGAGGAAACACCAGUAACGGAGGAAGAACAAAACGAUAACGAGGAAAAAACAUCGGAUGGAGAGGAGGAUGAUAUAAGCGAAGAUAACAAUGAUGAUGAAGGAGAAAUGACGAAGAAGAAACUAGGAUCUAACUCGUGGAGAUUUAAAGCUGACACACAAGAUGAAAUCAAAUUGAUGAAAGAUCCAGAAUUGAUUGAGGCUGAAAAACAGAGGAGGGAUGAGGAACAAAAAUUGUUCAAUAAACAGAAGGACGUUGUUUUACAGCACAUAAUGGAGGUAGGCGAAGAUGACAGUGCAUACAAGAAUGUUAUGAGAAAAGAGGAUCGGGAAGGGAGAAAAGAUAACGAUAAAGACUUUCUUGAGGAAUUGAUAAAAGCGUUUGAUGACGGAAGAAGACAACAAAGCGAAGAAACAAAGUAUUCUAGUAAUGAGAAAAUGACCCCGGAGGAGAGACAGCAAUUCUUCAGGCUUCAAAAAGAAAUUAAACAUCAAAAGAUGGUUCUGAAUGCUAAAGGCGGUUAUUCACAACCAAAAAUGCCUCGAAAGGGGAGAAGUAUUGAACUUGAUUUGGAUUCAGAUGCAAAUAACUACAGAGACAUAGUAGCACAGAAAUUGAAUGAAGGCAUACAAAAGAUAAACAUUGAAGAUACAAACUUUGACGAGGAUCUCAAAGAGCUAGUUGGGGAUUCUGCAUCGGUUGACAGGAUCGAUAGGAAUAAAAAUAAGGUUAAAAAUAAUAAUUAUAAUGCAGCAUUCGAUCUUGAUAAAUUAAUUAGUGGUGAUAAUAAAGAUAAUAAAGAACAGAAUAUGGUCGAAGUCUCACGUUUAAAUAAUGAGGGUAAUAGACAACCAACUGGUAAGAUGGACUCUAUUUCUAAAGAAGAUGAGCAGUUUUUGGACGACAUAUUAGGGGCUUAA